AAUUUUGAAAAGAUGACCUCAUCUGGGGAAAAAAUCAACCCAACUAAUUUAUGAAGUAAACGCCUUUGAAUUUUCUCCUAAACACGCAAUUCUUCUGUAUUUCAUCCAUUUCUUCCCUAUAUCUCUUUCUCCACCGGAACCAAACCAACCCAAACCAAACUAUUUUUCUCUCUUUCUUCCAACUCCUUCAAUUUCCUUCGGAAACACCUGACAACUGUAGCUGAGAAACUUUGAUUUUGAUUCUGAUCGAUCAAUCAGAAAAAACUAAACUUUGCUACUGAAUUUCGACUGCUCUGGAGCUUGAAUCAAGAGGUUAAUUUUUUUUAUUUUUUUUUUUUAUGAAUCUUGAAGGCAGAGCAUGGUGAAUUCAGUCAUGGAGGCUGAUCGCAGUGGUCUUCUGUCCAAAAUCAAGGUUCGAACUCCUCUUCUCCUGCUUCUUUAAAUGUUCUACACAAGUGAUUCACCCGUACAUAAUUUUUUAUCAUGAUUUUUUUUCCUGAUUUAGAUUGCUAAAAAUUCAAACUUUGCGAUCAUGUUCAAUUGAAUAACAAAUUUCUAUGCAAUCAUUUUAAAGUAAUGGAACUUCGAGACGAGCUUCAACGGUUGGACUUAUUGAUGUUUCAUAUGAAGUUAUUACACUCAUGGAAUUAAGUUUCAAGGAUACCCUAUUUUGCAGUUCUGUACUCUUUUUUUUUUUUCCUUAUUGCUAUGUAUUGAAUUGAUUAUGAAAUUGUUAAUUGUGUAUAUGAGGAGUUUGAUGUCUGAAAGACUAAUUCUCUGUUUUUCUCCCCAGAUUGUUAUUCUAGUAGGUACUCCCCCUGUCCUAAUUACAAGACACAAAUUUGAACUAACUUAGUGUUAAUUUGUGCCAUGUAAAUUUAGGACAGGAGAGAGUAAUUCAUUAAAAGAGUGUUUAAAAAUCAGUGACUGUGUUGAAAUACUAUGAUUGAAGAUAGAACUGCUUUAUUGCAAGUUCUCUGAUUACAUACCGUGAUGAAAUGAAGUUAUAGCGUUUUCACAUCCUCCUACCUGUAAACUUAACUGGAUUAUUCCGAGGACGAUUCAUAUUUUGAUGAUAGAAUGUUUUACCACCGUCUACACGUUCAAAAAUGUAGCAGAGCUUUAACCCUGGGUGGUUUGUCCUAUUGGUAUGUUUUAAUUGCUGUGUGUGUACAUGAAGGUUAAACCUUUGCAGUUUACAAUACUAGUUCAUUAUAAUGUUAGAAAAUGUUAGAAGGUUUUAAAUGACCGAUGGCUGGUGAUUCCACAUUUUCGACGUAGUUAUGCAUGAAUGUCAAUUGACUAUGCUAACUUUCGGUGUUCCGUGUUAUUACUAGAGAGACCUUUUCUUUUUGUUGCGUUUAUUGAUGCUAUCACAUAUAAUAAAUUUGUUCAGAAACUGACUGUUUGAGUGUUUGGCCCGGGAUUGCAGCGAGCUAUUUGUUGUAAUUCACCCCCACCUGACACAGGCAAAGGAAAAUGCAAGUCUAAAUCAUCAAUAAAUAGAGUAUCACAUGGAUUUCACUUGGUGGAAGGGAAGUCAGGGCACAACAUGGAAGAUUAUCAUGUUGCUGAAUAUAGAAAAAUAAAUGGCCAUUCGCUUGGCUUGUUUGCAAUCUUUGAUGGCCACCUUGGUGAUCGAGUCCCCAGUUACCUAAAAGAAAAUCUCUUCAACAACAUACUUGAACAGUCUAAUUUUUGGGAAUACCCGAAGCUUGCGAUUGGAAAUGCUUAUCACUCUACUGAUAAGCUUAUAUUAGAGAAUGCUGUGGAACUUGGUCCUGGUGGCUCAACAGCUGUGACGGCUAUUGUAAUUGAUGGAAAAGAUUUAUGGAUUGCUAAUGUAGGCGAUUCCAGAGCUGUUGUGUGUGAGAGGGGUUCUGCCAAUCAACUUACGGUGGAUCAUGAACCACACAGUGAAAGAAAGAGAAUUGAGAAACAAGGAGGCUUUGUGACUACUCUUCCUGGAGAUGUGCCCCGAGUUAAUGGUCAACUUGCAGUUGCGCGUGCUUUUGGUGACCAAAGCCUUAAAGCUCAUUUGAGUUCGGAGCCAGAUAUACGACAUGUACCCAUUGACUCUACUAUCGAGUUUGUCAUUUUGGCCAGUGAUGGCUUAUGGAAGGUAAUGAAGAACCAAGAGGCAGUUGAUUUGGUGAAAUCCAUUAAAGAUCCUCAAAUGGCAGCCAGGCGUUUGACUGCUGAGGCAUUGGCAAGAAAGAGUAAAGAUGAUAUAUCAUGCAUAGUAAUUCGCUUUGGAUAAUGCUCAUGAUCUUGUGAGGAGCUUUAAGGCACUUUUCUUUUCAGAUGGUGCAUGAUGAUUUGUUGUUAGUCUUCCUAUUUCGUGAAGCCGUCUAGUUUAGGUAUUAUCAGAGAUUGAGGCAGAUCUGGUGGUUGAUUGCACAGCGAAUUAUCGUUUUUUUGUUUUUGAUGUUGUGCAUGGUUAGUUUUCUGUUAUUCGCGACGUGACAGUGUUCUUUCCUUUUUUCCUCUGUAAAUCAGUGAAUUGUUUAGAGAUGGUGGUUGCCAUCUUGUAAAUCAGUAGGAGAUUGAUUAUAAUAAUGCCCUACUCUCUUUUGUAUGAAGGGCUUGUUCAUUACCUUUGAUUCGUAUGUAGACUUUUUGAUUGGAAAAAUUCUCUAUGGCGCUUCUUAGUUAUUGUCAGAGUUUCAAAGUUGAUACGAAUAAGCGAGUCAAAUAUAGCUAUUUAGCCGAAUGUGCUUGAUGGUUGAUACGAUUAAGCAAGCAAGAUAUAGCCUUCAUGAGAGUAACACUAUAGGAACUAAACCCGAGAAACUAUUACAAGUAGGGAAGUAUACCAAAAUACUCAUUCUAUUCCGAAAUUAUUGUUCCGUUAGUGUUUUCAUUUUUAGUUUAAAUUG
This is a messenger RNA of Oldenlandia corymbosa var. corymbosa, 2879 nucleotides long. The record is from the annotation of a GenBank genome assembly. NCBI's taxonomy places the organism in Eukaryota, Viridiplantae, Streptophyta, Magnoliopsida, Gentianales, Rubiaceae.